AAAUGAAAUACAUGAAUAAUAGCAAGAUUUGUAAACAUUUACCUUUAAGGUUUAUGCAAUUAUUUUCCCAAGUGUAUAUUUUAAAUGAUGAAUGCGCAUUUUUUGAUUGUUUCGCUGUCGCAAUUUAAGGAAAAUGCCCAAACAUAUGCACAUACAUACAUGCGAAUGAAUGUAAAUGAAUGAAAAUAAAUUUUUUCUGAACUCAAACCGUUUCAGAGACUCGAGCGGGUAACACGUAAAUUAUCUCGAUCUGUUAAGUAAUUGUUUAGAACAGCUUUUUGCAUCCAAAAAUUGCAGACAAUUAAAGUGAGUGAUGCCAAUUCACAAAUGGUGGACAUUGUUCAAAUCUAAUUUAAGUGCGACCGCCUUUAAUUCUAAAAUGAAAAUCAACAGCGAUUCAAACCAGGAACAAUACUACAGACGAAAUAUUUUAGGGAAAGUUAAUGCUGCGGAUUGCGCCAGCUAUUCCCACAAUUUAUUUAUUGAAUAUAAGCUACAAUUAUUUUUCUGGGCUGCAGUAUGCUGCUGCGUUCUCAUAUUUUUGAUUUGUCUGGCUAUAUGUAUUUCUAUAUAUGUAUAUUUUUUAAGCUAAUCAAAGUUAAAGUUAUAAGUGGUUCAAUCUAAGGUAACCACUGUAUUAUUAUUUAUGGGAAAACCUCGACUGUAUUUUAUUAUGCUGAUUCGUUCACAUUUGAUUGGUUUCCUUGUUUAUUUAAGAUUUGGGUUUUUUAGUUUAAGUGUAUCCUAUUUUUAUACCCGUUGAUCGUAGGGUAUACUAGAUACGUUUAAAAGUAUGCAACAGGCAGAAGGCACAUUUUUGAA
This is a messenger RNA of Drosophila simulans, 822 nucleotides long. RefSeq lists its product as uncharacterized. Bases 314 to 592 code for a protein of 92 amino acids. The transcript is spliced from 2 exons. Lineage: Eukaryota; Metazoa; Arthropoda; Insecta; Diptera; Drosophilidae. The record is from RefSeq and is a predicted model, not a curated record.